AUGCUUCCCCGUCUCCCGAUGGAGCACGUGGCGGCAAGACUGCUCUUGCUCGUGCUCGCGAUCUCGCGUCUCGAGCCGGCUGAUGUUUCUGCGCCCAGCCUAGCAGGACGGAGGCAGAAGCAUGGAUUCUUCCAUGCGUAUCCCCUUGGAGACUUGAAAGACGAAGAUGGGGCGGUAUCCACCAUCAAGCUCGACAUCGAGGGCGGCAACUCAAGUCUUCUGCCAUGGUUGAACUCCGCCCAGGACGGGAUGAACGAGGGUCGUUAUCUGGAAGCAGCACGAUGCUACGAGAACGCCCUUCGCAUCUCCCCAGGGCUUCCUCUAGCUGCGAACAACCUUGCAUACAUCCAGGCAGUGCACUGGAAGAACCUGACGGGGGCGGAGGGAGCCAUCCGCUCGAUGAUACCGUUCAACUCUUCUUUGGCUCCUCUGCUGAACCUUGCCAGCAUUCUUUGGCACAGGCAAGCUUUCUGCGAGCCUGCACUUGACUUUCGCUGA
Guillardia theta CCMP2712 is the source of this 498-nucleotide messenger RNA. RefSeq lists its product as hypothetical. NCBI's taxonomy places the organism in Eukaryota, Cryptophyceae, Pyrenomonadales, Geminigeraceae. The transcript has a single exon. The record is from RefSeq and is a predicted model, not a curated record. The coding region runs from base 1 to 498 and encodes 165 amino acids. Gene Ontology annotation, molecular function: protein binding.